Messenger RNA from Pongo pygmaeus (Bornean orangutan), 2306 nucleotides. It is a transcript of the gene CD83, whose product is annotated as CD83 molecule. The transcript is spliced from 5 exons. The record is from RefSeq and is a predicted model, not a curated record. The coding region runs from base 197 to 814 and encodes 205 amino acids. NCBI's taxonomy places the organism in Eukaryota, Metazoa, Chordata, Mammalia, Primates, Hominidae.
GGGGGCGACGGGGGCGGGGACGGGGGCGCCCCGGCCUAAGCGGCACUAGGAGGGCGCGCCACCCGCUUCCGCUGCCCGCCGGGGAAUCCCCCGGGCUGGCGCGCAGGGAAGUUCCCGAACGCGCGGGCAUAAAAGGGCAGCCGGCGCCAGCGCGCCACCGCUCUGCAGCUCGUGGCAGCGGCGCAGCGCUCCAGCCAUGUCGCGCGGCCUCCAGCUUCUGCUCCUGAGCUGCGCCUACAGCCUGGCUCCCGCGACGCCGGAGGUGAAGGUGGCUUGCUCCGAAGAUGUGGACUUGCCCUGCACCGCCCCCUGGGAUCCGCAGGUUCCCUACACGGUCUCCUGGGUCAAGCUAUUGGAGGGCGGUGAAGAGAGGAUGGAGACACCCCAGGAAGACCACCUCAGGGGACAGCACUAUCAUCAGAAGGGGCAAAAUGGUUCUUUCGACGCCCCCAGUGAAAGGCCCUAUUCCCUGAAGAUCCGAAACACUACCAGCUGCAACUCGGGGACAUACAGGUGCACUCUGCAGGACCCGGAUGGGCAGAGAAACCUAAGUGGCAAGGUGAUUUUGAGAGUGACAGGAUGCCCUGCACGGCGUAAAGAAGAGACUUUUAAGAAAUACAGAGCGGAGAUUGUCCUGCUGCUGGCUCUGGUUAUUUUCUACUUAACACUCAUCAUUUUCACUUGUAAGUUUGCACGGCUACAGAGUAUCUUCCCAGAUUUUUCUAAAGCUGGCAUGGAACGAGCUUUUCUCCCAGUUACCUCCCCAAAUAAGCAUUUAGGGCCAGUGACUCCUCACAAGACAGAACUGGUAUGAGCAGGAUUUCUGCAGGUUCUUCUUCCUGAAGCUGAGGCUCAGGGGUGUGCCUGUCUGUCACACUGGAAGAGAGAAGAAUGAGCCUACGCUGAAGAUGGCAUCCUCCUGUGAAGUCCUUCACCUCACUGAAAACAUCUGGAAGUGGAUCCCACCCCAUUUUCUGUGGGCAGGCCUCGAAAACCAUCACAUGACCACAUAGCAUGGGGCCACUGCUGCUUCUCCAUGGCCACCUUUUCAGCGAUGUAUGCAGCUAUCUGGUCAACCUCCUGGACACUUUUUCAGUCAUAUAAAAGCUAUGGUGAGAUGCAGCCGGAAAAGGGUCUUGGGAAAUAUGAAUGCCCCCAGCUGGCCCGUGACAGACUCCUGAGGACAGCUGUCCUCUUCUGCAUCUUGGGGACAUCUCUUUGAAUUUUCUGUGUUUUGCUGUACCAGCCCAGAUGUUUUACAUCUGGGAGAAAUUGACAGAUCAAGCUGUGAGACAGUGGGAAAUAUUUAGCAAAUAAUUUCCUGGUGUGAAGGUCCUGCUAUUACUAAGGAGUAAUCUGUGUACAAAGAAAUAACAGGUCGAUGAACUAUUCCCCAGCAGGGUCUUUUCAUCUGGGAAAGACAUCCAUAAAGAAGCAAUAAAGAAGAGUGCCACAUUUAUUUUUAUAUCUAUAUGUACUUGUCAAAGAAGGUUUGUGUUUUUCUGCUUUUGAAAUCUGUAUCUGUAGUGAGAUAGCAUUGUGAACUGACAGGCAGCCUGGACAUAGAGAGGGAAAAGAAGUCGGAGAGAGUGACAAGAUAGAGAGCUAUUUAAUGGCCGGCUGGAAAUGCUGGGCUGACGGUGCAGUCUGGGUGCUUGCCCCCUUGUCCCACUAUCUGGCUGCGUGAUCUUGAGCAAGUUCCUUCUGGUGUCUGCUUUCUCCAUUAUAAACCACAAGGCUGUUGCAUGGGCUGAUGAAGAUCAUAUGCGUGAAAAUUCUUUGAAAACAUAUAAAGCACUAUACAAAUUUGAAACUCCAUUGAGUCAUUAUCCUUGCUAUGAUGGUGGUGUUUUGGGGAUGAGAGGGUGCUGUCCAUUUCUCAUGUUUUCCAUUGUUUGAAACAAAGAAGGUUACCAAGAAGCCUUUCCUGUAGCCUUCUGUAGGAAUUCUUUUGGGGAAGUGAGGAAGCCAGGUCCAUGGUCUGCUCUUGAAGAGUAGCCUAACAUACUCCAAGAUACGGACACACGGGAGCCACUGGCAGUAGCCUAACACACUCCAAGAUAUGGACACACAGGAGCUACUGGCAGAAGGGACUUCACGAAAUGUUGCAUGGAUGUUUUAGCCGUUGUUGGGUUUCUCUUAUCAAACUUGGGCCCUUCCCUUCUUGGUUUCCAAAGGCAUUUUAUUGCUUGAGUUAUAUGUUCACUGUCCCCCUAAUAUUAGGGAGUAAAAUGGAUACCAAGUUGAUUUAGUGUUUUUGCCUCUGUCGUGGCUUUCAUGUUAUUAAACGUAUGCAUGUGAAGAAA